CAGUAGUGUUAAAAGUCGAUAAAAUUUCUUUGUGAUUUGUCGAUAAUUCGUAUUUCGUUAUUCGAUAUGAUACACAUUAGUAUUUAGUACAUAUCAAAAUUUGAUGACUAAUUUUUAAAUAUCAUUAUUAUUGCUUUCCCAUACUUUAUCAAUGUCGUUACUUGAAGACGUUUUUCUGCAAGAUGAGGCAAAUGAAGCCCAAGAAUUAGAAAGAGUUAUUGAAGGGGGUGAUUAUGAAGAGAGGGCUGUUUCCAACAGCGAUGAUAAUAGUGAGAAAGAAGACGAAGCAGAAGAAGAUAAAAGGCGAGUGGAUCCUGGUUCUACUAAAAUUAAGAGAGUAGUAAAAAACCCAAGGUUUAUACUAAAUCCUGCCCGACUUACUGGUCCUAGAGGAAUACAAGUAAUUCCUGAACAUUUCAAAGAUUUUAAAUUCAAAGGUAAAGGUCAUGAAAAGGAAGAUUUAGAUCUUGUUUUAAAAAAACUAGAGCACUGGGCAUACAGAUUGUAUCCUAAAUUUAAGUUUGAGGACUGCUUAAAGAAAAUAGAGACAUUGGGAAAGAAACGCCCUGUUAUGGUACAUCUCCAAAAGAUCAGAUCGGAUCAAUUUGUAUCUGAUGAGCUUGUAGUACAGAAGGACUCCAGUGAUGAAGAGACAGCUGAACCAGAGCCAGAUGAAUUUGAUAAGCUAUUACAACAGCAAAUAGAAUUGGCUAGAGCCACCCCUGCUCCUGCUAAUAGAAGCAUUGAUACUUCUGUUGAAAAUCGAUCACUGGCGGCGGGGCCUAAAGCUACAUCAUCGCCGUCAAUAAGUGAGGAGCAGAAGGAAAGAAUGCUUCGCAAUCGAAAACUAGCUGAAGAAAGACGAAACUCUAAACUGAAUAAUUCCAGUAGCACUACUCCUAACAAUUCUAAUAUUACAAAUGUAUGUGAGGUAAAUAAUUAUAUACAGGAUAAAACAAAGGAAACUAGUUCAGAUGAAGAAAACACUGGUGAAAUAAGAACAGAGGGGCAGGCACAUAAUAAUGAAGAAAUAGAACCUAAUAAAAAUUUAAAAGAAAAUGUUUCACUUCAAAAAAAGGGUCAGCGGAAUGCUCUAGACAGUUCUGAUGAAAUGUCGGAUAAUGAAAUUAAUGCACUCAAUAAAGGUUCUAAAGAUCAUAACUUAAAUAAGAAAACAGCUGAAUCACAAGGAAAACAGCGUAAAGCUAAAUUUUUGGAUAGUUCAGAUGACGAAAACCAUGAUCAAACUGGUAUUUGUUUUUGAAAAGGAAAAUAUUAAUGAACAAAUAAGUGAUGACAAUCCAAGAAUUAGUCUUAAAAAUAAUGUUUCUGAGGCAACAAUAGAAUCAAAUAAGUUUAAUGAUGUGUCUAAGCACAAUGAAUCAAAUAGUAGUAGUGGAUUAAACAUUAGAGAUGUAGUUUUAGAAAAUAGUAUUAUACAAAGUACAAUACAAGGAUUGGUAGAACAUGAUAAUAACAUAAACUUGGAACGCGAUUUAAAUAAUCAUGGCGUCAAUAGCUCAGAAAACGAGGGUAGAACUAAUGUUAAUGAACAAAAUGAGGAAUUAAUGGAUGUAGAUUUUAGUGAAGACUUUUAAUAAUAAAUUAAAAUCAAUGUUCGGGUGAAAAAUAAUUGUAUUGCAUAUGUAUCAGGCUAAAAACGAAUAUAAAGUAAACCAUAAACAAAAGUAAGUGAGAGCGACGCGUAAGAGACUAUUUCAUAAUAUACUUGGAGAAGUUAAAUAGUUCAUGGCAUGGCUUAGGUUGAUCUUUAAUAGAAAAUUAAAGCGUAAUUUCUGUUUUAUGUUAAUUUUAUGUUCUAGUAUUAUAGAUUGUAAAAUUUGUAUGGUCAUAUUUUUCUCGAUAUUUGACAAACAGCGAAAGGGUAUGAUAGCGUUCUUAAUUUCGCUGGAGCAAUAAAUAUAAACAAAUAUUAAAUUUCGAAAAAUUUAUUACAUUAUUUCAAACGAAAAUACUUAUCACAGUACACAAUGGUUGAAAAUAAACUUUAAUAACCUUAUGCUACAAAUGCAAGAUGAUCUUUGUAUAAUGAUGUAAAUAAAUAACAUGUAACGCAGAAAUUUUUAUUUCUGCAUAAAUAAAAAUGGUGUGGCAUUUUAACAACGACUCAGAUUAAAGGUGCCAAAAUACAGUUUGCUACGAAGCCGCUGCAAUCUUGGCAACGUGCCUUAACAUUGCCCACGUACCAGAUUACCGAGAACUAAUUUCCAUUCAGCUGAAGCACCAAGGUCAUGACAAGUUAUGGCAUUCAUAUAACUAGAAAGUGAACAAUGUCUUUUAUAGCGAGAUUAAAGUAUUUGAAAAAUAAAA
Messenger RNA from Pieris napi, 2331 nucleotides. RefSeq names its product TIMELESS-interacting protein. Gene Ontology annotation, cellular component: nucleus; replication fork protection complex. Gene Ontology annotation, molecular function: DNA binding. NCBI's taxonomy places the organism in Eukaryota, Metazoa, Arthropoda, Insecta, Lepidoptera, Pieridae. Gene Ontology annotation, biological process: DNA replication checkpoint signaling; replication fork arrest; replication fork processing. The transcript is spliced from 6 exons. The record is from RefSeq and is a predicted model, not a curated record. Bases 152 to 1264 code for a protein of 370 amino acids.